This is a messenger RNA of Spirodela intermedia, 84 nucleotides long. Lineage: Eukaryota; Viridiplantae; Streptophyta; Magnoliopsida; Alismatales; Araceae. The record is from the annotation of a GenBank genome assembly.
AUGGUCAUAAAAUAUGAUGGUAGAUUUGGACAGAUUUGUUUAAUUGAAUAUACUGGAACUUAUAAAUUUCAGGUACUGAAGUGA